AUGUCCUCCCCUGCGCCCUCUACUCUGCGCCAGCGAGGGAAGGACUUGAAGAAACGGCCUGUUACCCCAUCUACAGACGGCACGGCGGACGAUGAGAUACUAUCAAAGGCUGUACAGGAGGUCAAGAGCGCGGUAAAAUCAGAAUGGGACUACAAGCUUGCGUUGGCGAUCAUCACGGUGCUGGCGUUCGUCACAAGGUUCUACGGCAUAAGCCACCCCAACCAGGUCGUCUUUGACGAGGUUCAUUUUGGCAAGUUUGCCUCAUACUAUCUGCAAAGAACCUACUUCUUCGAUGUCCAUCCGCCCUUCGGCAAGCUUCUUUUCGCCCUCGCCGGCUGGCUGGUGGGGUAUAACGGCGACUUUCUCUUCGACAAUAUCGGCGAUUCAUACAUCACCAACAAUGUGCCCUAUGUCGCAUACCGCUCGCUGCCUGCCCUCCUGGGCUCGCUCACCGUUCCAACUGUGUUCUUGAUCAUGUGGGAGUCUGGAUACUCGUUACCAGCGUGCGUGACGGCUGCCGGGCUCGUGCUGUUCGACAACGCACACAUUGGCCAAACUAGGCUCAUCCUCCUUGACGCCACUUUGAUCUUUUCCAUGGCGCUGAGCGUUCUCUGCUACGUCCGCUUUUACAAGCGUAGGCAUGCGCCUUUCAGUCGGAAAUGGUGGAAGUGGCUCCUUCUUACUGGCGUUUCCCUGAGCUGUGUCAUCUCUACCAAGUACGUUGGUGUCUUCACGUUCUUCUCAAUCGGCGUUCCGGUCUUGAUUGACCUCUGGGAUUUGCUGGACAUCAAUCGCAGACAAGGUGCCCUUUCGAUGCCCGAGUUCGGCAAGCACUUCGCUGCGCGCAUGACGGGACUGGUCAUUGUACCUUUCCUGCUCUAUCUCUUCUGGUUUCAGGUCCAUUUUACCAUCCUUUCGCGCUCUGGGCCCGGAGAUGACUUUAUGAGCCCCGAAUUUCAGGAGACGCUCAGCGACAAUGUCAUGACGAUGCAAUCCGUCGGUAUCGACUACUUCGACUCGAUUAUCAUGCGGCAUAAGGAGACCAAAGUCUAUCUGCACAGCCAUGUGGACAAAUAUCCACUACGGUACGACGAUGGUCGUAUCUCCAGUCAGGGACAGCAGGUUACCGGGUAUCCACACAACGAUACGAACAACCAGUGGCAGAUUCUUCCUGCCAAGCAACUGCCAGCCGCGGAAGGUCAGCACGUCAAGAAUGGUGAUCUUGUCAGGUUCCGGCAUUUGGUAACCGACACCAUUCUGUUGACCCAUGAUGUUGCCUCGCCGUACUAUCCCACCAACCAAGAAUUCACCGCCGUACCUCCAGACGUAGCCAAUGGAGAUCGUUACAAUGAUACCCUGUUCGAAAUUCGCAUCGAGAAUGGCAAGGCUGGUCAAGAGUUUAAAACCAUGGCAUCCCAUUUCAAGCUCGUUCACCAUCCAACCAAAGUCGCCAUGUGGACGCAUACGUCACCUCUCCCCGACUGGGCUUACAAGCAAGCCGAGAUCAACGGCAACAAGAACGUCCAGCAAUCCAGCAACAUCUGGUACGUCGAGGAGAUCCCAUCCCUCCCAGCCGACAGCGACCGCCUGAAGCACGAGGUGCGCAAGACAAAGCAUGUGCCCUUCCUCAAGAAAUACUUCGAGCUGCAAAGAGCAAUGUUCUACCACAACAAUGCCUUGACGAGCAGCCACCCCUACGCCAGCUUCCCCAUCUCCUGGCCCUUCCUGCUCCGCGGCGUGAGCUUCUGGACCGAGAACGACACGCGCCAGCAGAUCUAUUUCCUCGGCAACCCGAUUGGGUGGUGGCUCGCCAGCAGCCUGCUCGCCGUCUUCGCGGGCAUCAUAGGCGCGGAUCAGCUAGCUGUGCGCCGAGGUAUCGAUGCGCUUGAUGACCGCACCCGCUCCCGCCUCUACAACAGCACAGGCUUCUUCUUCCUCACCUGGGCCGCCCACUACGUCCCCUUCUUCAUCAUGGGCCGCCAGCUCUUCCUGCACCACUACCUGCCCGCGCACCUAGCGUCAGCGCUCGUAACGGGCGCGCUGAUCGAGUUCGUCUUCAACGUCGAGCCCGCUACCCUGGACGAGGUGGACGCCAACGACAACGGCAAGGCGAAGAGGAGGGGCUCCGCUGAGAAGCUGGCGUCGGCGGCCCCGUCUGUUCGCAGUCGUCCGGUCAGGGAGAGGCUGGGCUCGCAGAGCUUGUUGCCCAUGUGGGCGGCUACUGUGGUCGUGCUGGCGGUGGUGAUUGGGAGCUUUUUGUACUUUGCGCCGCUGACGUAUGGGAAGCCGGGGUUGAGUAUUGAGCAGGUCAAUGCGCGGAAGUGGCUGAAUUAUGAUUUGCAUUUCGCGAAGUAG
Messenger RNA from Coniosporium apollinis CBS 100218, 2355 nucleotides. RefSeq names its product dolichyl-phosphate-mannose-protein mannosyltransferase. The coding region runs from base 1 to 2355 and encodes 784 amino acids. The record is from RefSeq and is a predicted model, not a curated record. Gene Ontology annotation, biological process: protein O-linked glycosylation via mannose. Gene Ontology annotation, cellular component: endoplasmic reticulum; membrane. Gene Ontology annotation, molecular function: dolichyl-phosphate-mannose-protein mannosyltransferase activity. NCBI's taxonomy places the organism in Eukaryota, Fungi, Ascomycota, Dothideomycetes. The transcript is spliced from 3 exons.